This is a messenger RNA of Aspergillus luchuensis, 939 nucleotides long. RefSeq lists its product as uncharacterized. Lineage: Eukaryota; Fungi; Ascomycota; Eurotiomycetes; Eurotiales; Aspergillaceae. The transcript has a single exon. The record is from RefSeq and is a predicted model, not a curated record. Bases 1 to 939 code for a protein of 312 amino acids.
AUGAUGUCUUCCUCUUCGACAGAGUGGGAAGUGAGCAGUCUCACCGUGAAUACUGGUACAGCAGAUGGAGCCACUGACGCGCUUUAUGCCAACGGAAGGAUGCAAGUGCCAGUUUAUGUUUCCAUCAGUGCUAUUGAUCCGGACAAGAAUGUUCCUUACAGCUUGACGGAAGCUGAGCUGGAAUCUAUCAAGCUAGUGGAUUACUACAGCACAAGUACUGAACUGUCGGGUGACUGGGUCUAUUCUACUCUUGAAAAUGGAUUUGCCCACUCGGGGACUACGUCACCUUCUCUACGGAGUACCUCUCAAUCCAUAAAGUUUUGGGUUUCCACGUCCAAAGUCGAGAAGAAGAACAUCGCUGCUAGUGUCAAGCAACCUGAUGGGAAGAUCGUCACUACUCAUGAAAGUGGCUUUGAUUACCAUGUCACUCUUGUUGGAAACCCACCAAUCAACUAUACAACCGACAACAUCACAAUCCAAGAUACCAAAAGUGGUGAUGGCAGUUCCGCGUCAUAUUCAUGGUCGCUAUUGAAUUACUAUAUUUCCACCAAUGAUCAUGAUCUUAUUAAGGCCGACCUCUUCAUUGAACAAGCCGAAUCGCUUUUUUACAACUCGGAAAAUAUGGUCGCUAAUUUAUACACGGCUUCGAAACCUUCGUCAGUGUAUAAUCUCCUAUAUGUGUGGGAGUAUGGUGAUCAGGCGACAAAACUCCUUGGUCCUUUGAAUUUACUGGCGGAGACUCCAGCUGUUACAGUCAACGACAAGAAAAAUAAUCUCUGUCUUACCAUGAUGAAUCUUACCUAUACCUAUGUUCGCGAAAACGAAGUUUUUAUUAGGGGAAAUCAUUUUACGCUAUACGACAUCUACGGAAACAGCGGGAAAUUCAAAGCCGAGCUAACAAACGAGGGGGAGGUUGUUAUUCACAACAUGCAAGACUGA